ACAGCACAGGCGCGGCGCGGAACACGCACACUCCCCUAGUCCCCUUGGCCCUUCCCACCUCACUCGCACAAGAGCAUUGCGGAGCACACAGCAGACAAGGCGAACAAUAACUGCCCCCCCUUCAUCCUCCCCCGCUCCCGUCGUCGUCUCCUUUCCACCCCCUUUCCCCCGCCCCCUGCAUCCUGCAUUACCCCCCUCGCGCGUCCCUCUCCGAUCCCUCACCCCCCAGAUUCCUCCUGCCUACGCUCGCGGGUCUCUCCUGCCCGCCCGAUUUCGCCUCGGACCUCGUCGUCCAUGGUGUGCUUUUUCUUCGUGGCGAUUUGCUGCGCCUCGUCGCCGGCGACCUUGGCGCUUGCAGGCGGCCGACUGCAGUAGGGCAGGUCUGCUUCCACAGACGUCUUCGCCGUUUGAGAGGUGGCGCCCACCUCCACCGUCUCGUCUGCUGCCUGCUCUAGUGGUGCCGGACCUGGGGUGGAGCGGAGAUCCACAAGGGCUUGGAUUGCUUUCGUUGUCUUGCUGGCUUUGAGGUGGAGAUGACACUAAGUUGAAAUUUUUAUCACACGAGGAAGCAAGAACAGGAAAAAAAAUCACAUUUCAGUGUUGCACUCUGUGGAGGGUUCAUUGUUGGUCCACCAAACUACUGCAGUGCUGGAGGGUUUUUGUUGAAGUCCUCUUCAUGUUCACCAUUUCUAAAUUGUCAUAGGCUCAUAGCAUUGUAGCUGAUCAGUCUUCAAGAUCUUCCUAUGAGUACAUAGAUAAAUCAUCAUCGUAUCUGUGUUAAGUAUGCCACCAUGGUGGGGAAAAUCUUCAUCCAAAGAAGUGAAAAAGUCUGCCAAAGAAAACCUCAUCGACACAUUUCAGCGUCUCAUAAGUUCAAAUGAGCAAAAGGGAAGCAGAAAAUCACGAAGUAGUCGUAGACAUGGUAAAGACACAGCUGGUGACAAAGGUUGCUGGUCCACUGCCCAAUCCCGCUCAACAUCCCCUUCAAAAGAGGUCUCUCGAUGUCAGAGCUUUGCAGCAGAUAGACCACAUGCACAGCCACUUCCUCUUCCCAAAUCACGUGCUAAGGUGACACGUACUUCUUCUGAUAUUACCAACUCAAAGUCCACUUUGGAAAAGCAUGGCAAAGGACAACUGCUUCCACUCCCUCCAAUUCAGCCUAAAAAAAGACCUGAAGCUACUGAACCUGUUACUGAAGUAGCUACUGCUUCGGUCUCCAGCAACUGUUCUAUUGACAGUGAUGAUCCUGGUGAUUCUCAGCUUCAGAGUCCUGUGGGAAAUGAGGCUGAAAAUGCGACUAGAAUUACUGCAACAAGUAGUUCAAGUGUUGUGCGCAAAGAAUGUUCUAGUGCUAUUACCAGAAAGAACACAAAGGAAGUUGCAAAGCCAAACAGUGCUUUUCUCAGUAACCAAAUCCUGUCAACAUCUCCAAGAGGUACCUUUGCUGAUGGUUAUCAAUCCAAUUUACAAAGCCCCCGACAGAUUGCCCUGGAGAGUGCUCCGAAUAGUUUGAUGUCAAGUCCUUCUCGAAGCCCAAGAAAUAUAUGUCCUGUUCAGAUUCCAACUUCAGCUUUUUGGGCAAUAAAACCUCAUACUGAUGUAACUUUCCUUGGGUCUGGUCAGUGCUCCAGUCCAGGUUCUGGUCAGACAUCUGGGCAUAAUUCAGUGGGAGGUGAUAUGCUAGGCCCAAUCUUUUGGCAGCCUAGCCGAGGUAGUCCAGAGUGUUCACCAAUUCCAAGCCCAAGAAUGACGAGUCCUGGUCCAAGUUCUCGGGUGCAUAGUGGAAGUGUCUCUCCUUUGCAUCCAAGAGCUGGUGGGGUCACUCCUGAAUCCCCAACAAAUCGACAUGCUGAAGGGAACAAGAAGCAAACCCACAGAUUGCCGCUUCCGCCAUUAAGCAUUGCUAAUAGUUCUACCUUUUUGCCAAACAGCUCUAACCCAACUAGUCCUAUAUCUCGUAGUCCUGGUAGAACAGAGAAUCCACCGAGUCCUGGUUCACGGUGGAAGAAGGGAAAAUUGAUUGGCCGUGGGACAUUUGGCCAUGUAUAUGCUGGUUUUAACAGUGACAGAGGUGAAAUGUGUGCGAUGAAGGAGGUUACCCUUUUCUCAGAUGAUCCUAAAUCAAAAGAAAGUGCAAAACAGCUCUGCCAGGAAAUAUCACUUCUGAGCCGACUGCAGCACCCAAACAUUGUGCGAUACUAUGGAUCUGAAACUGUUGAUGAUAAGCUUUACAUAUACCUGGAGUAUGUUUCUGGUGGAUCUAUACAUAAGCUUCUCCAAGAGUAUGGACAGUUUGGUGAACAAGCCAUUUGCAGUUAUACUAAGCAAAUACUUUUGGGCCUAGCUUAUUUGCAUGCAAAGAAUACAGUACACAGAGACAUCAAAGGCGCAAACAUAUUGGUAGACCCUAAUGGCCGCGUGAAGCUCGCUGACUUUGGGAUGGCAAAACAUAUCAAUGGGCAGCAGUGCCCUUUCUCAUUUAAGGGUAGCCCGUACUGGAUGGCUCCUGAGGUUAUAAAAAAUGCUAGCGGAUGUAACCUUGCAGUUGAUAUAUGGAGUUUAGGAUGCACAGUCCUAGAGAUGGCUACUUCAAAACCACCAUGGAGCCAAUAUGAAGGGAUUGCCGCAAUGUUUAAGAUAGGAAACAGUAAGGAGCUUCCACCAAUACCGGAUCACCUCUCAGAAGAAGGGAAAGACUUCAUAAGACAGUGCUUGCAACGUGAUCCAUCCAGCCGUCCAACAGCAGUGGAUCUUCUGCAGCAUCCAUUCGUACAAAAUGCACCGCCACUUGAAAAAUCAUCUGCCUCUCAUCCACUGGAACAGUUGACGGCUAUAUCAUGCAGAACAAAUUCGAAGGUGGUUGAGCAUGCCAGAAAUAUGUCCUCGCUUGGUUUGGAAGGCCAAUCAAUUUUGCAGAGAAGAGCUGCCAAAUUUUCUUUGCCAAAUAGUGAUAUCCAUAUACGGAGUAAUAUAUCUUGUCCUGUAUCUCCAUGUGGAAGUCCUCUUCUAAGAUCAAGAUCUCCACAGCAUCAAAAUGGUAGAAUGUCACCUUCUCCAAUUUGCAGCCCCAGGACUACUUCGGGUGCUUCAACUCCUCUGACUGGUGGUAGUGGAGCUGUUCCUUUAAACCAUGUGAGGCAACCAGCUUACAGAAAUGAGGGCUUCACGGUCACAUCAAGAGGUUUUGAUGACCACAUGCCUAGCCGGCCUGUUGAUCCAGUACAUGGACGUUUUAUUCGAGUGCAGCAAUUUUCCGUGGGUCGGCAGGAGAGGGUAGUCUCUGAAGUUGACAUUCUGAGCUCUCAAUAUGGAAAGAUGAGACAUGCAAAUGUGUGGGAUCCGCAUGAUAGGCCAUUACCUUCUGAGCGUUCCUCUCAACAGUGCUUUGGGAAUCAUGCGAAGCUAAAACCUUCACUGGACUUGAGAUCUGGUCCUCGGCAACCUGGGCGCAAUCAUGGCCAUUGAUUCUGUAGCAAAAGUUAAUGGAUAAGCUUUCAGUCGUGUCUAUGUGAUAGCUAGUGGUCCUAAGCUGGUUCACUGAAACCUUUAAUUGUAUCAUAGUAGAAGAUGUUCAUUAAUUAUUUCAGAUGCUGACAGUUGGCAGUGGAUAAAGAUUCUCAAAUGUCAAUCUCAUAUUCCCAUUACUCUAAAGAAGAUGAGACAUGCCCUAUCAGGAAGGGGAUGUUGUAUACUCAAGGACCCAAAACAGUGACUCUGAACCUGUAUACUCUUACUCUCGUAUCUACAACAAUUUAGUUUUCGUUUUCUUCUAUGGGUUUGGAGGCCAUUGUACAGAAGGGAACUCUCAACAAGAAAUCCAGAUUACAUGGCACAGGCGAAAGCAAGUGAGCCGUUCACCAAUCUUUCCCUUUUUUUUCGUUUUAAUCUUAUAUAACAGAUACACAUAUGCCGACUGCUCACUGUAAAGUGUUGAUCGAACUGUGGUUGUAAUACCGGUUCGAUCCAUUAAACGUAUCUGUUACUCGAAUAUCAUGUGAAGAGUCUAAUCGUUAAUCAAAUUAACUGGUCCAGUUCUAAAACAGAUUAACUCUUCCUGUGAAAUCCAUUUUCGAACGGGUGUGUAAUGCCGCUUGAGUCCUGACGAACUAGUGUCCGAUGUCUGCUUCAAGAGUCAAGAACACACUACACCUGCCUUCUGGGAUGGAUCAUGUGAUGUCUACUAUCCAGUGGUCCGGUGGUGAGGGAGCCUAUACCUUAUCGUUUUGCGCCCUUCACCUUCGAAAACGCCUUGGCGGCUUGCGAGUUGCGAGCCAAAACAAUCAAGGGAACAACCCAUGUGCCAUGGCGUAGAGUACGCAGGCAGCAAGCCAGCAAUGCAUUAGCCAUUAGCUCCCAGGGUCCCCCAUCCAGCAGUCUUUUACACCUGUCAUCCAUCAUGUUCGUCCUCACUCCAAUCAUGGCGCUGCCAGAAGGCCACCCACACACACCAGGUCCACCAUCGCUGUAGAUUCAAAUGAAGCACUGGAGCUGUUUUGAACCACUAGUGGUCACGCUACGUUCUAUGUUGCUUUUAAGAUCGUUUCAAAUUACUAUUAGUUUCCAGGAGGCAUAUCCGAUGUGAAUGCGAAUCCAGCCAGUGCCGAUUUCUGUUGAAACUGAAACCAAGAAAACCCUGAAUCGAUUUCACUUAACUUAAAUUCUCACAUGACAUCUGCCCUUUCUUGCCAACAUCCCAACGCAUAAAAUGAGACGGCAAACCUUGCAGCAAACGGAUAAUAACUUAAAUUCUCCACGAUGGAAAGAAAAAAACAUGCACAGCUCGGUACAGGAAUACACAGAGUUCUUGUUUCGGUUAACAGAACGGCGCAGCAGUGAGCACCAGCCCUGAAGAGACGACGAAUAGGAAUCGACAGAGAAACUAGGCGUGGGCAGACAA
Messenger RNA from Zea mays, 4897 nucleotides. RefSeq lists its product as uncharacterized. The coding region runs from base 784 to 3465 and encodes 893 amino acids. Gene Ontology annotation, cellular component: cytoplasm. The transcript has 13 exons. Gene Ontology annotation, biological process: MAPK cascade; protein phosphorylation. NCBI's taxonomy places the organism in Eukaryota, Viridiplantae, Streptophyta, Magnoliopsida, Poales, Poaceae. The record is from RefSeq and is a predicted model, not a curated record. Gene Ontology annotation, molecular function: MAP kinase kinase kinase activity; ATP binding.